Lactuca virosa is the source of this 2073-nucleotide messenger RNA. NCBI's taxonomy places the organism in Eukaryota, Viridiplantae, Streptophyta, Magnoliopsida, Asterales, Asteraceae. The record is from the annotation of a GenBank genome assembly.
AUGCUUGACGGUGAUUUAGAAGGCGCCGCUUGCUCUAUAGAUUACGAGCAGAGAAGAAGAAGAACCACCGCUGCUUUGCUACUCCACAACUCUGUUAUCCCCGUCUUCCUCUGCCUUUUCCGAAACAGGGUUAGAAUGGAGACAGCAAAUAUCAGAGACGUGUUGACUUCGUUCAGUCCAUCGUUAGAUUUCCUUGCUAUCAGCUCCGGCGAUGGUCGAAUUAAGAUUUGGGACACAAUCAAGGGUCACGUGCAAACAGACUUUGCAAACAUUGUGUCAACAGAUGAAACAGACUUUUUUGCUAAACCAGAAGGUGGACACUUAUCAGUUGAUUACACUUGCAUGAAAUGGCUUUCCUUGGAGAAAAAGAAAAAAAGAAAGCUUCGAAAUUCUUUGCUAAUUUUAGGAACUGGAGGUGGUGAUGUUCUUGCCUUGGAUGUUUCUGCUGGCCAAUUGAAAUGGAGGGUUAGUGAUUGUCAUCCUGGGGGUGUCACUGCUGUUUCUUUUCCUACAAAUGGAUCAUGUGUGUAUACUGCUGGUGUUGAUGGGAUGAUAUGUGAACUUGAUUCCAUUACAGGAAACUUAUUGGCCAAGUUUAAAGCCUCCACAAAAGCUAUAUCUUCAAUGUCUGUUUCACCAGAUGGGAAGGUUUUAGCAACAGCAGCAGCUCAAUUAAAGAUCUUCAACUGUUCAGAUCGCAAAAAGAUGCAGAAAUUUUCUGGGCAUCCUGGGGCUGUUCGGUGUAUGACCUUCUCUGACGAGGGUAAAUACGUAAUUUCAUCCGCUUCUGGUGAGAAGUCAUCUUGCUGUGUUCUUGCAAUGGAUCAUCCUGCCAUUUUUAUAGACACCAAAUCCAUUGGUGUUGAGGGUCUAUCUGUACUUUCCAUUUCAGAAAUGGGUGUUUGUUAUCUCUGGAAUGGAAUCAACAUGGAGGAAUUACGCAAUUCCAUUCCCACAAAAGUAUCCAUGGAGGACAAUCUUUCCUUCAAAGGAUCAGUCCCUACAAUAUUCUCUGCAAAACUACAGAGCUUAUCAAAACCUGCAACUGGGAGUCUUUUUCUUGCACAUGGCUUAAUAAUAAAACCAUCUUUUGAGAAAAUUACAUUACAAUGUGGUUCAGAUGUGAAGCUUAAGAGUUCCCUUGAUGGAAUUCUAAUUCCGUUGACCCAAUCUCAAAAGUCAAAGAAAGGGGUGGAAAACAAGAACCAAAUUACAGCUUUAGAUCGUGCAAAUACUGAACAUGCAUUGCUUCCUGUUCUCAAUAUUUCUAAUGUUGUAAAUGGUGAAAGCAGAGAUAUGACUUCAAGUAAAGCUAAUAUGGAAAUGGAUCAAGUUACAAUGUGUCUUGAAGAUCAGUUGAGAACAGAAGGUAUUCUCAGUAGUGAUAAUGAUCUUACAUCUAAUAAAAUACAAUUAUCAAAGCUUUUGAAGGGUGUUAAUCUUGAAGAUAGUCUGCCACAAAAACAGAUGAUAGCAGCUGUUUCAUCUAUGGCACCUGAUGAUGCGUAUACAUUGUUGAAAGUAUUGUUGGACAUGUGGCAAUCAAGAUCGAUAGAUGGACAAUGCAUUCUUCCAUGGGUUUGCUGCUUAUUAAUUAAUCACAGUGACUAUAUCAAAUCUCAAGAACCCACAUCACAGCUACUGGAUUCAUUGUACAAGCUUACAAAGUCAAAAGGGGAGGUUAUUCAGUCAUUACUACAGUUAUCAGGACGCUUACAACUUUUUACAGCACAGAUUAAUAAGGCUGCUGAUAAAAGCCAAAUAUUGAAACAAGAGGAAGAAAGUGAAGAUGAAGAUGAAGAAGAAGAAGAAGAAUUACUUUAUGAUGAAGAAGAUGAAUCAUCUAGUGAUGGAGAUAAUAAUUAGGUCAGUUUUCAAUCAUAUUCCUCAUGUAGAAAUUAUAUUUUUUUGGAGGUAUAAUUUAGAAAAAUUUCCAUUAAAUUCUGUGUUAAGUAGUUAUGUUUGUUUGCGAAUUUGGUGUCUCAAAGUUUUCCUUCUUGUUUGGGACAUCAGUAACUUUUUCGUUUAUUAAUUAUUUAGUCUGUGGCCUAAGGGUAAAUUACUUUUUUGUAA